Diabrotica balteata is the source of this 7376-nucleotide messenger RNA. Lineage: Eukaryota; Metazoa; Arthropoda; Insecta; Coleoptera; Chrysomelidae. The record is from the annotation of a GenBank genome assembly.
AAUCGAUUGGUGUAUGUAGUGAAGUAUUUAGUGCAAAUGUGACUAUUUUGUGUCAAAAAGAAGGGCAGAUUGUACGGUAACUGUAAACAUAGACAUUCCCUUUACUUCAUAAAAUCGAAGCGGGCAAAUGAAAAAACUGUGAUUGUUUAAAUUUAUAAAACAAUGGAUAGUACAAUGGAACGCGAAUCAGGAGCAUUAGGAGGACUUUUUCAACAAAUUAUUCAAGAUAUGAAGAAUGGAAUGCCUUUAUGGGAGGAUUUCAUCACGAAGGCUACAAAGCUCCAUUCUUCCCUUAAAGCAACUAUUUUGGCAGUCACAGCUUAUUUGGAUUCCUUUCAAAAGAUUGCCGAUUCAGCGACAAAUACAAGAGGUGCAACUCGAGACAUAGGAACUGCUCUUACUCGAAUAUGUUUGAGGCAUAAAGCAGUUGAAAAUCGACUAAAGAAUUUUACAAGCGUUAUCAUGGAAUGCCUGAUAAUACCAUUACAAGAAAAACUGGAAGAAUGGAAGAAAACCGUCGUGAAUUUGGAUAAGGAUCAUGCAAGAGAUUUCAAACGAGCAAGAUCUGAAUUAAAGAAGCGAUCCACCGAUACGUUGAGGUUGCAGAAAAAAUUAAAGAAAGGUGUAGGGGGCGAUGUUCAAAAGAGAUUUGAAUGUGGACUCCAGGAUGUUACAGAAAGACGUCAGUUAUUGGAAGAGACUGAAAAACAUGCUGUUAGAGCUGUGUUAAUAGAAGAAAGAACUAGAUUUUGCUCUUUCGUGGUUUUGUUAAAACCCGUAGUGGAGGAAGAGAUAGCCAUGCUAAGCGAAAUGGGUCACCUGCAAGAGGCCGUCCAGCAACUGGAAAAACACACAUGCGAUCCUAAAACUCUCCCUCCUGCAUCGGAACAAGUUAUCGCAGAUUUGAAAAGUUCAGACAGCGGAUGGUCUUUCCAGACUCCACCGUCCUCACCUUCAAGUCUCGGCUCAAGAAAAUCUUCGAUGUGUUCUAUAAGUUCAAUCAACAGCUCAUCAUCGGGCAGUUCUAAAAGUCAUCAUUCGCCUAGCCAUCCUUGGCAGAGAUCACUAUCACAGCCUGUAGGUCGUAGUGGUACAAUGCGUGUUAGAUCUGUAUCAAGUCAAGAUUCUGGAUUUAUGUCACAAGAUACACUAUUCCUUAGACCACCAUCGGCGUUUAGUACAGCCCAGAUUUCCAAUAUGUCCGAGCACAGUAACAACAGUAGUAGUUCUAGUACGCCUUGCACUCCUUUUCCACUGACAGCUGCUCCCACAACGACAGCCACCUGGCCCAAUUUACAAGAAACUAUUCAGUUCGAAAGGGCAGCAUCGGCUAUUAUCAACGACAGACCACACACCAUAUCAUCAGCUUAUGAAAAAGGACACCAACGACCUCCUCUAACUGUAUAUACAUUCCAAGCCCCAGAUCAAACUUUAUCUCAACCGGCCAGUCCAGUUACUUCAACGGGACCUACUGACACUACUUCGAAUAUAGUGCCUCCGAAAAGUCCAGGAAUAUCCAUUAAGUCCUUGUCCAAACCACCUUUACCAUUGAGGUGUUCAUCCUUGGAGCGUCCAAGUGGUCCAAAUAUUCCUGCCAAAACUAUUACACAAGGCGUGCGAGUAUUACCUCCUGGGGCUGAAUUGUCGUUAGUAAAGAAACCGUCGCCAUUGCCUUCGCACCUUUCGAAGAAUAGUAGUAAUAUGCAGCCGACAUAUGCUAAUAUGCACGAACUGAUGAGUGCCGCAGCUUCCAAAAAUCCUGAAAAGACGUUCCCACCGCCACCUUCCGAAUUUACUAGUCCACCUGAAAAGACUAAUGAAGGUGAAAAGGAAAGUAGUACCAGUGAGAGUUCUCUAGAAUCUUCCAGUGGAUAUGGCAGUCAGACUGCAUUUAACUUUGAAGAAAUUCACCAUUUAGAAGGUGGAGUAACCCUGCGUAGCACUCUUUUAAGAAGAGGAUCUGUACAAAAUCAGAAACCACCACCGCCCAUAAGACGUACUUCUUCUAUAACAAACACAGCUGCCAUAGGUAGUCUAGAAAAUCUGCCGCCUCCACCGGCAUUUUUGUUAGAGCCAUCAACACAUGCUGCACAGUCUAAGCUACAUCCAAAUCCAGGAAUAAAUGUGGCAGAAACUGUCAAAGCAUUGACAGAACUUAAUCACACACCCGCUAGUCCAGGCUCAAUUAGACGUAUGUCGACAUCUUCCCAAAAUUUAUACCAAACUACUCAGACUCAAUUCAACUCAGGCCCAGUACUCAGCACCUUCCAAAGUCAGUCCAAAUUGUCCUAUGUUUCCCAAUCUGGCGGUGUAGUGUAUGCUCAACCAAUGCAGAUUAUGGGUGGUAGUCCUAAUGCCAUGAGAAGAAUCAAUAAUUUGAGAUCUCAGAGUGCUGACAGAAAGUCAGAAGGGCCAGGUGGAGUUAGUUCCAACUUUAUAGCAUCACUUAGUGCGAAACUGACGCCCCAGCUAAGUCCUAAAUCAUCGAGAAGACUUUCAGAAGACCGAACUCCUACGAAUUCCCCAGUAAAUAAAUAUCAUCAUAAAUCAGGUCCCGGACAAAGCUUUCUGGAUUCCUUGAAUGUCAAGUUGUCGCAGCAACACGGUGUUAAUACUCAGCCGACACAGUUGAAGGCCACUAAAAUUCGACAAAUUAUAAAUAGUAGAGCACAGCCCGAUCCAAAAGUUUGUCACGAAUCUUUGAUGGAUCAGAUAAAAAAAGGAGCCACUCUGAAACGAGCUAAAUCAACCAACGAUCGAUCGGCUCCAAAGAUAUGUUAGUAAAAUUUAGCGUUUUGUAUAUUAUCUAAUAAUGUUAUAUCAUUAUGAUAUCAUUUUAUGUAACCCAACUAUCGGUUAAUGGACAUCUCAAAUCAGCCAAACUUACAAAAAUCACUAUUUUUAGUUGAAGACUCCUUGAGAAAAAAUGACUUAUCGAAAAUUGUUCUCUGAUUUCCUACAAUUGACAGGGAACGACAGCUUGUGACAGUUGACAGUGACAAUUAUACACGACGAAAUAACUGCUAAAAAAUCACUGUUAUUUGUCACUGUUACAGAAAAAAUUAGACUGGUUCAGAAAAUAUGGUAGAUUUUAUCAAUGUUGUCAUGUUUCUUUAAUAAUCUUACUGAGCUGUUAAUUUAAAUGCACGGUUUUUUGGUUCUUGGAAUGUAGAGUGUAACCUAAUGUACCUUUUUUUUGUGAAUUCAUGUGAGCACGUGUAGGCUGCACCACCAUAAUUGAGAGAGAAGAAUUACGCCAUCGAAGUCGUAUAGCAACAGUUAGGUGACCAAAUAACUGUUGUAUUCUGAUGACUUCUUCUGAUUAGUUAACCUAUCUAUCAUCUAUUAGUUAACCUAGUGUGUUAUCAUGAGUUAUCAUAAGUUAAUCUUGUCGAUAUUCCUCCAUUGUUUCUCUUCGAUAAAGUGCCCUUAUCUGCCCAAUGGUUUCCUGAUAGACUUACGAUUCCAUAGGAUUAUAUUUCAGUUUCCACCACAUUCAGUUUUCCUUGUACCAGUAAAUUAGGAAUGUUCCACUUGGCUAUUUAAAACUGUUCCAAAUUUUUAUUUCAGACGCCUUCUGUCCAUAGCGUGCCUGGUCACCUACACCAUCAUGGCCUGUUGUAGCCCAUUUCAAACCAAAAGACUCGGGCUCUGAUUGCUGCCAAUUGCUAAUUGAAUCGCUUGCAAGUUAUUCUUUCGAUUAGUCAUCUAGUCUUCAGAUUAACCUUCCAUGAUAGUUCUUCGGUCGUCGUGAUACAGUGAGGCCCUCUUCCUUCUGCAUCUUAGCACCGCAACCUUUUUAGUGAUACAGCUCCGCUUAAUCCAAAGAUACACUGGUCCAGAAUAAUUUCCUAUGCGUCCUAACUUGGUACCGACCUUAACUGCUGCCCUCCCACCGGUUCCCUCCUGAGAAAUGGAAAGUAGUAGUCUGGCAUAUUCGUGUCUGUAAGAACCUGCUGGAGUUGCUUACUUUGCCUACUUCUUUUCUUCUUCAAGUGCCAUCCCCACGCCUCCCUAUGCUUAUCUUUCCUUGUAUCUUUCCCUGCAUAAUCAAUUGUAGCAGGGUGUAUUUCUCUCCACGUGUAAUAUGUCCGAGAUAUUCUAAUUUUCUUGUUUUUACUGUAUUUAAAAUUUCCAUUUCUUUAUUCAUUUUACCCAGAACUUCCUUGUUUGUGACGUGUUCUGUCCACGAUACUUUCAAUAUUCUUCUGUACACCCACAGCUCGAAUGAUUCCAUUUUUUUCAUUGAUGUUGCAUUCAAGGUCUAAGAUAAGUAUAACCUACAAGAUAUUUUCAGAAAAAACUCAUUAAUGUUACACCUCAUAUUUAAAGAAAGAAUAUAAUUCUGUAAUGAAAAAUAGAUCAGUAAGAUUAUUAAUAGUAAGAGAAAGGAGAAAAAUCUUCAUCGGGUUAAAGAUUUGGGUAAACAUUGAUAUAGUUAACAAAAAUAGCAGAUGGUUCAAUCUUUUGUCGGUGAGCUAAUAUAUACACGAGUGUAUGCAAAUUUUAACACCACUCACAGAAAAUUCACUUUUUGGCAAUAUAAGUUUGGUUUGUUGACAUGGAUUGACCUUAUUAAUGUACUGCUUUUAAAAUUAUGGGGAAUAAAAAACAGUUUAUGGCUUCAUGAUUGUAUAACACCUUGUAAUAGUACUUAUUCAAUACAUACAUUGUUAGUAUUAUGAGAACUAAUUAAAUCAUUUUAUAUUUGACUCAUAAUUUAAAGGUUUGCUUUUUUGGAUCCUGCAGUGGCAUGUUUUAUUGUAUUAUUAGAUACAUGGUGAUUUAUAUGCUAUUUUCAACUUAAAAUUAUUCUUGUGCGAUGUAAUAAUAAUCGUGACUCGUACUUUGUGACUCGCUUUAUACUCUUGAUCAGUUUAUUAAAUGCAUGCAAAUAUUAAAACCCAAGGAUCACAAGUUUCCUACUUUUAAUUUUGUGGUAGAAGGACAGUAUGUGGUCAUUCUGCAAACAUUUUAAAUUUUUCUUCAUUUAAAUAUCCAGUAAUGGAGUAGUGUAAUAUACUAUUUGCUCUCGUUAUUUUCUUUUCUAUCAAUUAUAGGAGUAACUAUAAAAGACAAGAUUACAAACGAAGAUUUAUGAAACAGAACCAGAGUUGCUGAUGUUAUGGAGAGAGCUUGCAGAUUGAAACGAGGAUGAACUGGUACCGUAGCAAGGAUGAAUGAUCGAAGAUGAAUACCCAAUUUACCCGAAUAGAAACCAAGAACAGGUAAACGAAAUAGAGGAAGAUCAUCUCUAUAAUGGCAAGAUGAUCUGCGAAAGAUGACGAAAAAUUGGAUCCAUACUGCACAAGACCGUGUAUACAAACACUGGAGGCAUAUGUCUUGCAGUGGACUUAAAACUAGCUAAUGAUGAUGACUUUGUUUUCUACUUGUGUGUAUAUGUUCCAGUUUUUUUGGCAUUACGUCCUUCUUCUAUGUAUAAAUAAAUUAUCUUCACUAACUCACUCCUAUAGAUUUAAUCCAUCAGUUAUCAAUGCACUUGCGAAAGUACACUUAAGGGAUGAUUAAGUUGUUCGUUAGUUUUUUUCUUUUAUCAUGCUUUUCCUUCAUGUUGAAUAUAUUCAAUGGUUUCGUUCAAUAUAAAAUUUGAUCUAACCAAAUUUAUAGUAAUGCAUUUAUAAAAUAUGUUCAAAUAUUCUCGCCAAUGCAAUAAUUCUUCAUUUUACCAAUUGUUACACGAUACUAACAAUGUAUGACACAAUUUCUCUUAUAUUUGGACUGACAUGGAUGUAGCAAUACGUUUUUAUUAAAGCAGGAUAGAAAUGUGGAAACCUGGCACUGAUAUUAAUUUAUAAUAAAUCCAAAUUUUAUCUACACAUUCUGUAUGCUGUUCUGAAGGAAGUCGCAUUUUUUUAGUAGGAUCACUUUGUAGAGAAGGGGUAAGUGAGCUAUCAUUGAGUAGGUUUUAAAAAUGUGUGUAUAUUCGGACUCUAAAUAGAUAUCAGAAAACAUGAUGUCAAAUGGUGUGAGAUGUAAAUGUAUUAAGAUCCCAUAGGUAACCUAAAGAAGUGAGUUUAAGAGAAUUUUGUUAUAUAAAAAGAACUAAAACUUGAGGCCCUAUUUUUCUUUCUUUAGUUUUCUAAACAUGUAGUCCAUGUCUUCCUCAUCAUUCGCUACGACUACCUGAUCAUUUGCGAAAAAUAAAGUUGUUAGACAAUUACCACUGUCUAUAUCUAUUCCCAUCCACUGCUCUAGCGAUGAUUGAAUAUAUAUUUUAAAUAAGGUCGGAGAUAGACAACAUCCUUGUUUAAGCCCCUUUGUUAUUGCAAAUUAUUCAGAUAUAAAGUUUCCUUCUUUAACGACACUCCUUGCAUUUUUGUAUGUAUUUGCGAUAGUAUCCACAUACUCUCUACUGAGACCUACUUUCGUCAAUGUUUGAAACAGUAUUUUCAAAGGUACCGUAUCGUAUGCCUUUUCUAAAUCUACAAACAAUAGGUGGGUAGAUAGAUUCCUUGCCUUUCGUUUUUCGAUUACCUGCUCCAGAACAAAUAUACCAUUAGUGCACGAUCUUCCUGCACGAAGUCCAUUUUGUUCUUCUAUGUCUUCGUAUUCUGAUUCUAUUCUUUCUUUUAUUAUUCGACCGUACAACCUCCCCACUGAGCUGAUAACAGUUAUUCCCCUAUAAUUAGAUCAUUUGCGUUUAUCCCCUUUCUUGAAUAUUGAGCUGAUGUAUCCAACAUUCCAAUUAUCAGGGAUAUUUUAACCUUUUAAGCAUUUGUCAAACAGUUGAAUCAACAUCUCAUGUAAUAUUUUUGGUCCAUACUUUACCAACUCAUUUGGGAUGUCUCCAGGUCCUGUUGCUUUACCGUUUUUCGAUCUUUUGAGGGCAUCGCUUAACUCUCCGGUUAUUAUUUCAAUUAUUUGUGUAUGUUUGGAUAUUUCUUCCAUUUAUAUCUCUUGGAAUUUACAUCUAUCCUCUGUCAGUAAGACCUCAUAAUGGUGUUUCCACUAUUUUAGAUCUAUUAACUGUAAGUUAGAUUUUUUCCUUUCCUCCGGAGAGACUUUAUCACCUUCCACGCUUACCCAACUCUUGUGGAAGUGUUUUUAUUCAGUUAAUUAUCCUUUUCCUUUCUAAAAAUCUUGUGGUACCAUGUGACCUUGAGAUGGCCUUUUUCUGUUGUAGUAGCCUACUGAAUGUAACUGCUUUUGAGUCCCCAUUAUUGAAGCCAAGCUUCAAUACUGGCGUUUAAUUACUUCUGUAGAGUAAAAUGUUGAGGAGAGCGUCAUAGAAGUAGCGCCACGAACCACGAAAUAGCGGUUCGUGGUUCGCAGUCAAGUAAACAGCUGGAAGAGAUUAUUUACGCAGCGAGAGGAGUUCGUUAUACAACGUUAUACAACGUUUUAUUAAAAUCUAU